AUGUCUUUCCUUCGUUUAGCUUCGCGCCGCCUGCCUCGUGCUGGCAGGCUGGUCCCUUCGAUUGAGUCAUCGGUCCAGCGCCGACUUGCGACGACCUCGAAUGUCCCCCAGGAUGUGAAGGAACAGGUCCAGAAAGAGGCAUCUGUGCCGAACCCGGACCCAGCACCAGACUCACUCACCGCGUCUUUCAUUAAAGAGCGAGCUCCGUUCAUGGUGCCGACCUACGUUCGCCCAGGCCCGAUGAUGAUGAAGGGCCAAGGAUGCUACCUAUGGGACAUGGAGAACCGACGAUACUUAGAUCUGACUGCCGGAAUUGCUGUUAACUCUCUUGGUCACUGCGAUCCGGAAAUCGCUCAGAUUAUCUCCGAGCAGGCUGAAACUCUCGUCCAUGCCUCGAACCUCUACCACAACCCUUGGACCGGUGCUUUGAGUCAAUUGCUAAUUGAAUUGACCAAGAAAUCUGGUGCGAUGCGUGAUGCCUCCCAGGUUUUCAUUUCCAACUCUGGUACCGAGGCCAACGAGGCUGCCAUCAAAUUCGCUCGCAAGGUUGGCCGUUCUCUCGAUCCAUCUGGCGCCAAGCACGAGUUCGUCUCGUUCCACAACUCUUUCCACGGCCGGACGAUGGGUGCUCUGUCUGCUACUCCCAACCCCAAGUACCAAACACCUUUCUCUCCCAUGAUCCCUGGUUUCAAGUACGGCAACUACAAUGACAUUGAGCAGCUGCAGACCUUGGUUACUGAGAACACUUGUGGUGUGAUUGUGGAACCCAUCCAGGGCGAGGGUGGUGUGAACGUUGCUACCCCAGAGUUCCUGGUCGCACUCCGCAAGCGCUGUGACGAAGUUGGCGCAAUCCUGAUCUUCGAUGAGAUUCAGUGCGGUCUGUCUCGUACCGGAAGUCUGUGGGCGCACGCUCACCCUUCCCUUGUCCCGGCCGAGGGCCAGGCUGCACACCCUGAUAUUCUGACUUCCGCAAAGGCCCUCGGCAACGGUAUCCCCAUUGGCGCUACCAUUGUCUCCGGCAAGACUGUUGGUGAGCACAUCAAAACUGGUGACCACGGCACUACCUUCGGUGGAAACCCGCUUGCCUGCCGUGUUGCCCACCACAUUGUGGAGCGUCUUGCCGAUCCUGAGCUCCAGAGUGCUGUGCAGGAGAAGUCGGAUCAGUUCUUGGCCGGUUUCAAGGCUCUCAAGGAGAAGUAUCCUAACCUCAUUUCUGAGGUUCGCGGCCGAGGCCUUAUCUUGGGUCUUCAGCUAUCCUCUGAGAUCGCUCCUAAGGCAGGUGAUAUUAUCACGGCCGCGCGCGAACGUGGCAUGCUGAUUAUCACUGCUGGAGAAGGUUGUCUUCGAUUUGUCCCCGCCCUCACCAUCACUGAGAGCCAGAUCAAGACCGCUCUGAAUAUCCUAGAGCAGGCCUUAGAUUCCGUUGCGGCCCAAUCAUGA
This is a messenger RNA of Penicillium chermesinum, 1440 nucleotides long. RefSeq names its product acetylornithine transaminase. Gene Ontology annotation, biological process: arginine metabolic process. The coding region runs from base 1 to 1440 and encodes 479 amino acids. Gene Ontology annotation, molecular function: pyridoxal phosphate binding; transaminase activity; identical protein binding. The record is from RefSeq and is a predicted model, not a curated record. The transcript is spliced from 3 exons. Gene Ontology annotation, cellular component: mitochondrial matrix. NCBI's taxonomy places the organism in Eukaryota, Fungi, Ascomycota, Eurotiomycetes, Eurotiales, Aspergillaceae.